This is a messenger RNA of Magnolia sinica, 1519 nucleotides long. RefSeq lists its product as uncharacterized. The record is from RefSeq and is a predicted model, not a curated record. The transcript has 8 exons. Gene Ontology annotation, biological process: tRNA methylation; rRNA base methylation. NCBI's taxonomy places the organism in Eukaryota, Viridiplantae, Streptophyta, Magnoliopsida, Magnoliales, Magnoliaceae. Gene Ontology annotation, molecular function: RNA methyltransferase activity; iron-sulfur cluster binding. Bases 126 to 1244 code for a protein of 372 amino acids.
CCUAGUGAUGCCUACUCGGCUCCCGUGCAUGGAGGCCUUGCCUUAAGCCGAGUAAAGAAGCGCAUCAUCCGUUCUGUCUCUGGCAAUAAAAGAAAGAAAGUAACAGAGCAGUGAAAGCAGUAGCAAUGGCAUUACGCUCCGUCUUCGACGUCGGAGCCAUCACAACCGAGUUUGAAGAUGCUGGAAUCAGCACCCGUUUCAUCUCCUCCAUCUGGAAGCACCUUCUUCAGAACCCUAAUUCCGCGGCGCACGAUGUCCCUUCUCUCCCAUCCGCUGCAUACCCUCUACUUCGUUCCAAGUUCAAAACUACAACCUCAGCUCUCGCUUCUGUCGUCGAAUCCAAAGACAAGGUCACCACCAAGCUCCUCAUCAAAUUGCAGAAUGGUUCUUUUGUGGAAGCUGUUAUUAUGAGAUACGAUACACGUUUGGGAACAUAUGAUGGAAAACCUCGAUCUGGAGGUCAACGAUCAACAUUAUGCAUAUCAUCCCAGGUGGGUUGUAAAAUGGCUUGUAAAUUCUGUGCUACUGGGAGCAUGGGAUUCAAAAGCAAUCUGUCAUCGGGCGAGAUAGUGGAACAAUUGGUCCAUGCUUCCUGCUUCUCACAUAUUCGCAAUGUUGUUUUCAUGGGAAUGGGGGAACCAUUGAACAACUAUAGUGCUGUAAUAGAAGCUAUCCGGGUUAUGACAGGAGUCCCAUUUCAGCUAUCACCAAAGAGAAUUACAGUAUCCACUGUUGGGAUUAUUCAUGCCAUCAACAAGCUCCAUGAUGACCUACCGAAUGUCAACUUAGCGGUCUCACUGCAUGCACCAGUUCAAGAUAUCCGUUGUCAGAUAAUGCCUGCAGCACGUGCUUUUCCUCUAGAGAGACUCAUUGAUGCAUUGCGAAUCUACCAAAUGAAGAGUCAACAGAAAAUCUUCAUUGAGUACAUCAUGCUUGAUGGGGUUAAUGAUGAAGAGCAACAUGUCCACCAGCUUGGCAAAUUGCUAGAGACGCUUCAAGUGGUUGUGAACUUGAUACCUUUCAAUCCAAUUGGCAGCUUGAGCUGUUUUGCGACGAGCACGGAUCACAAUGUCAAAAGGUUUCAGAAAAUUCUGAGGGGUGUCUAUAACAUCCGAACGACAGUUCGUCAACAGAUGGGUCAAGAUAUAAGCGGCGCAUGCGGUCAGCUGGUGGUGAACCUUUCAGAACAGAGAUCUGUGGGGGGCGCAAGUCUCCUAACUGACAUUGAAGACCUCAGCAUCUGAUAUACAGUCCCUGUCCCCCAGCAGCCCCCACCCCCACUUUCUUGCUGGAAUUGAGUUUGGGUCGGAGCCGAUUUUGUUGCCAGGCAUUUUGAACCCUAAUUUGAAAUUGAUGGAUUGCUACUACUGUUAUAACUAGUACUGUUCCAUUCGAUAUAUCAUUGUAAAGAUUAAAGAAUGAUAACAAUACUACUGUUAGAAUGUAGCUCUCAAAGAGAUAAGCAUGGCCUGACAUGUACAUGCUCUAUGAUUUAUGAAAAUUUUACGGCUUUAUAGAA